CCUACAAGAGAGACAGAGAGUUAGGUAGUAUAGAAGCUAAUAGAGAUAUUAGGGAUAUAAAAAUUUGUAUUAUAGAUAUAGAGGAGGUAGUAAUACAUAGAGUAGUAAAAGAUAAAAAGAUACAA
Scutellospora calospora is the source of this 125-nucleotide messenger RNA. The record is from the annotation of a GenBank genome assembly. NCBI's taxonomy places the organism in Eukaryota, Fungi, Glomeromycota, Glomeromycetes, Diversisporales, Gigasporaceae.